AUGGUGCCCAUCCCUGCUGGCGUGUUCACCAUGGGCACGGACGAGCCGCAGGUCCGGCAGGACGGGGAGGCCCCCGCGCGGAGAGUGACCCUGGAUGCCUUCUACAUGGACGCCUAUGAAGUCAGCAACGCCGACUUCGAGAAGUUUGUCAAUGCGACUGGCUACUUGACGGAGGCGGAGAGGUUCGGCGACUCCUUCGUCUUCGAGGGCAUGCUGAGCGAGCGCGUCAAGGCCGGCAUCCAGCAGGCAGUGGCAGCUGCUCCCUGGUGGUUACCGGUCAAGGGCGCCAACUGGAGACACCCCGAAGGGCCCGACUCGACUGUGCUGCACAGGCCCGACCACCCGGUUCUCCACGUGUCCUGGAACGACGCCGUGGCCUACUGCGCGUGGGCCGGCAAGCGGCUGCCCACAGAGGCCGAGUGGGAGUACGGCUGCCGGGGAGGCCUGGAGAACAGGCUCUUCCCCUGGGGCAACAAGCUGCGGCCCGGUGGCCGGCACUACGCCAACAUCUGGCAGGGCGAGUUUCCCAGGACCAACACCGGCGAGGACGGCUUCCGCGGCACGGCGCCCGUGGACGCCUUCCCCCCCAACGGGUACGGCUUGCACAACAUCGUGGGCAACGCCUGGGAGUGGACUUCCGACUGGUGGACCGUGCACCGCUCUGUGGAAGAGACGCUGAACCCCAGAGGACCCCCUUCCGGGAAGGACCGGGUGAAGAAGGGUGGAUCCUACAUGUGCCAUAAGGCUGAGGUGCUCUCGGGACAGGUCACAGGCGGUAGCCCGGGCCCAGCGAGCCGUGGACCCUUGCAGAGACUCGUCCUGGCUCCACUCUGCCCUCCCUGGGGGACGCCGUCGUUGUACCCCGCGUUUCUCCCUUCCGCUCCAUGAAAGGUCAGUGGGGGCCACGCUGGGUGCCAGACUCCUUUGACAUGACUAUGUGACUGGCCUCUCCCCGGGACUUGACUGCGCCUCGAGAAGUUCUUCAUCUGUGUCAGAAACACUGACUUGACAGCUAUGCCAGUGUCCCCUGGCGUGGACGCGGCUGCGGGCUCACGAGCGGCGGGCAGAGGCCGAAGCCAGGCGGACGGACUGGAGUCCGGGACAUCCCGAGCGGCCGUGCCGCGUCCUGCCCAGGCGCCCACUCGCGACGAGCAGCCAGGCGCAGAGGGCUGGCAGGGAAGAGCCGCUGGCGACUCGCCGGCGCCCGGGAAGCGGCGCCCGGCCAGCCAGCGGAGUUCUUCCGUUCACCUGUACAUCUAGCUUAACUGUGUCUUGCCCGCGAUGUGCCGGGACUUAGGAACUCAGAGAAACACCAAAGCGGACGUGGAGAAGGCGACUCCGCGUCUCCGGUGUCGCCGCAACAGAAACUUGGGUCUUUUUCGGGCAGCUGCCGGGGCACAGCCCACCAUGCAGGCGCUGGCAUUACAUGCAAACUGGUGAGUGCACAGCGAGGCUCUCGAAAUGGCCUUGCAGAACUGGGAAAUUUCAAGUUUGGGGACAGGAAAACCUAAGCAGAAACAUCGGGCCGCAGAGGUCUGGUUCCUAAGAAGGGGGACCGGCAGACAGCGGCUGCAGAGAAGCUACGCCCGCGUGCCACGCUCCGCGCCCGUCUCUGGACGGCCUGGCACGCACGGAGCCUCGGGGCCUGGCCCGGGCCUCGGGCUCCCUGCUGGGGUAACGGGGCAGCUUCCAUCUUCUGAGCGACGGCACAGUCGUGAGGCGUGGGGGCGCCGUGGGGGCCGUCUGCCUGGCAGCACGGAGCAGGUGGUGCGCGGAGUAUUUCUGACGGCCUGAUGGCAGCUGUCGAUAACCUCUGAAUGGAAGUUUGGCUCUUCAAAAUCACAUUCUGUCCCGAAGCAGCAGAAACUGAAAUAUGACACUGUGUAAUGUUCUGGGCUGCAAACCUGGUCCUUGAUUCUGAAUUUUAAGGAAGCGCUGGACAAAUCUUCAUUCCUUUUUUGGUGUUUUGGAAACACUAGCUGUAAGAAUCUGAGCACUUGGCUUCUCGUCCAAUGAGUGUGUUAGCUCCAAGCAGCUCCUAGGAACCUGUGAGCCAGAUAAUUCUUGUCAAGGUCAAGUUGGGAUUUUAAAAAGAAUGUUUAAAAGUGGUUUCUGAGACCUCCGAAAUGGUUAGCUCCCAGCCUGAGCUUAACAAAUCAGUUAGUUAAUUUUCCACUUGAGUUUGCCACCGACAGCGCCCCGAUGCUUAUUUCCGACCUGAACAUGCGCGUGUUCUUUCUGCUUUUUCAGAGAGUAACCAACAGUGAACAGUUAACUCUGCACCGAAUUUUUCACACCUCAAUUGUGGGUACAGAUGCCCACGAAGGCAGGGCUUGGCAAAAGCGAGCUGUUUUGAUCUUUCAUAAGCUGUGUUUUAAUCUUCCGUGCAUAUCUGGCAGCGAGCUACUUGCAAGAGCUAGAGGCUUGUUAGGCUUCAGCAUGUUUCCCCCGCCCUCGCUGAAACGUCAGCUCCAGGAAGAAGGGAUCUUGGCAUUUUUCUGGAACUUGCGCGGCCCAAGGCGGUGCUGGCAGCCAGGCAGCCCGAAGGCUCGGAGGCAGUGCCGGCUUCGGCUAGCUGUCAUCUGGGGUCAGGCUCGGUCCCCAGGCUUCUGUCCUCCCGCCCCACUUCUGUUUUUCACAGGAACUAAGUGCUGUCCCGACGCCCUUGUAAGUUCAAGGGCAGGGAUUUACGGUUGCCUUCCUUUUAUCUCCAACACCUAACUUAGCACAGUGCCGGUUAGAAGAACUCAGUUACUUCUCGAACAAGAAAAGAUGCACAAGUGAUUCUGACCAGGCGCUCGGCAGUGUUUCGUCCUGACCAGGCACUUACAGGUCGGUGUGCGAUACAGUGCCAGUCCCAGGUGGGGUUUUUAAAGACGUAUUUAUU
Messenger RNA from Condylura cristata (star-nosed mole), 2887 nucleotides. RefSeq names its product sulfatase modifying factor 1 (gene SUMF1). Gene Ontology annotation, cellular component: endoplasmic reticulum. The transcript has 8 exons. The record is from RefSeq and is a predicted model, not a curated record. Bases 1 to 888 code for a protein of 295 amino acids. NCBI's taxonomy places the organism in Eukaryota, Metazoa, Chordata, Mammalia, Eulipotyphla, Talpidae.